AUGACAGACAUUGCAACGUCGUCCGAGGGCUGGCACUGGGCCCCUGACGGUGGACUGGUUGCCGGCAUUCCUUCAAAAGGAGUGAUCCAACCACCACAGAGCGUCACAAGCUCAGACGCGAUGUUUGAUGUGAUAGUCAUCGGGGCUGGCUACACCGGGCUGACUGCUACAAGAGACUUGACCACCUCAGGGCUCAAAACUUUACUCCUCGAGGGCCGAGACCGUAUCGGCGGACGCACGUGGUCAUCCAAUAUCGACGGGUAUCCUUACGAGAUGGGCGGCACAUGGGUGCACUGGUUCCAGCCGCACGUGUAUCGAGAACUGUCCAGAUACGGCAUGAUCAAUGAACUGGUCCAUUCCACCGAUUACUCCAAACGCCACAACUAUUUCAGUUUCGCGACGAGCUCUGGUCGCCGAACCAUGAGCCAUGAAGAAGAGGACGAACUGUUCUCUCGAGCCAUGCAAAAAUUCGUCAACGUCGACGGCGACUUUGGCAAAACGGUCAUGCCGUUCCCGUUCAACGCGUACUGGAACAAGGACGUGCUGAAAUACGCCGACCUGUCGGUCGCUGAUCGUAUCGCCCAGAUCAGACACGACCUGUCGGAAGACGAGCGCCACGCGAUUGAGUCGUUCGUUCUCUUGUGCAGCGGCGGGACGGCCCAAAACUCGGCGUUUCUGGAUUUCCUUCGGUGGUGGGCGGCAGGAAACUACGACUAUCGGACGCUGUUGGACACCAUCAUUGUCUUCAAACUAAAGUGCGGCCAGUCGGAGUUUGCGCUCCGGUUCUUCAAAGAGGCACUUGCAACACGCAAUCUUUCGUACUCGUUCAAGACGGCCGUGGCGAAGGUCGAUUCGACAACAGACGCUCUCGUCCGCGUCACGACUCGUGAUGGUCGCCAAUUCCGAGCCAAGCGUGUCAUCUGCACCGCUCCAUUGAACGUGCUUCGCAAGAUCGCCUUCAACCCUCCACUGCUGGCGGAGAAGAGGGAGGCUUCUGAGCUGAAGCACGUGAACCAAUGCGUGAAAGUCCACGCAGAGAUCAAGGAUCCAGAGAUGCGGUCAUGGAGCGGAGUGACCUACCCGAACAACAAACUCGUGAUUGGCCUCGCGGACGGCAAAACCCCUGCUGGAUAUACUCAUUGUGUCUUCUUUGGGUGCGACGACAACCAUAUCCACGCCGACGACGACAUCGACGAGACUCUGAAAGCCGUCAAGGAGUUCGCCCCGAUGGAUGUGAACCGGCUGGUCUUCCACAAUUGGUCGAAGGACGAAUUUGCCGAGGGCGCAUGGGUGUGGUAUCGGCCAGGUAUGGAAGUAAAGUAUCUUGACGCUCUCCGGAGAAGACAAAAUGCGGUGCUGUUUGCAAAUUCAGACUGGGCUGCUGGCGGCUGGAGGAGUUUCAUAGACGGAGCCAUCCAGUCUGGCACCGAAGCCGCUUUGACAGUUCGAGGCGAACUGCAGGUUGGGCCUCGUGCAACUCACUUGUGA
Messenger RNA from Exophiala spinifera, 1488 nucleotides. RefSeq lists its product as uncharacterized. The transcript has 5 exons. Gene Ontology annotation, molecular function: oxidoreductase activity. The record is from RefSeq and is a predicted model, not a curated record. Lineage: Eukaryota; Fungi; Ascomycota; Eurotiomycetes; Chaetothyriales; Herpotrichiellaceae. Bases 1 to 1488 code for a protein of 495 amino acids.